AUGCAUAUUCAGAGUAUUCCAAUGUGGGUUGGCUCGUCCAACAACUAUGCAUACCUGGUCAGUGACGACGAGACGAAAGAUGCUGUCAUUAUUGAUCCAGCAAAUCCUCCAGAAGUCACUCCCGUCCUCGCGGAAAAAUCCAAAUCCCUCAACCUAACAGCCAUCAUGAACACUCACCACCAUUGGGACCACGCUGGCGGGAACGAGAAAGUUCUUUCUGCCUUACCAUCGCCAGUCCCCGUCAUCGGUGGAAAAGACUGCGAAGCCGUGACCAAAACACCACCUCACGGCUCAAAGUUCCCCAUUGGCAAGAAUAUCCAAGUAACCGCACUUCACACUCCGUGCCACACGCAAGACAGCAUCUGCUGGUACAUGGAAGAUCAAAGCACGAAAGAACGGGUAGUAUUCACCGGCGACACGCUCUUCAUCGGUGGCUGCGGGAAGUUCUUCGAAGGCAACGGCGCCGAGAUGAACACCGCACUCAACGAGAUCCUCGCCUCUCUGCCUGAUGACACCAAAAUCUUUCCGGGCCACGAGUACACGAAAUCCAACGUGAAGUUUUUGAAGAAAGUCGACGGCGACAACGCGGCAGUCAAGAUGUUGGAGAAAUUCGCCAAUGAGAAUAAAGAGACCCAAGGCAAAUUUACCAUGGGUCAGGAGAAGCAGUAUAAUGUAUUCAUGCGGGUGAAGACGGAAGAGAUGAAGAAGGUCACGGGCAAGACUGAAGCAAGUGAGGUGAUGACUCUGUUGAGAGAGAUGAAAAAUGCGGGUUAA
This is a messenger RNA of Rhinocladiella mackenziei CBS 650.93, 774 nucleotides long. Its product is annotated as hydroxyacylglutathione hydrolase. NCBI's taxonomy places the organism in Eukaryota, Fungi, Ascomycota, Eurotiomycetes, Chaetothyriales, Herpotrichiellaceae. The transcript has 3 exons. Gene Ontology annotation, molecular function: hydroxyacylglutathione hydrolase activity. Bases 1 to 774 code for a protein of 257 amino acids. The record is from RefSeq and is a predicted model, not a curated record.